CCAAUUUAUAGCAAACCGAGGAGGAUCAAGGAAGGUGAAGAAGCGAGAGGGGAACAAAAUGACGCUCGUUUUCGAGCCGGCCUUCGUUCAAGCCCCGGAGCACCGGCCGGAGCCCGUCGUGUCCGAAGCCGGCGGGAUCCCUGUCAUCGACCUCGCCCCGCUCCACCUCCUCGACGCCCGCCUGGAGUUGCAGGCUCUGGUGGCGCAGGUGGAGGCGGCGUGCCGUGAUUGGGGCUUCUUCCAGGUGAUCAACCAUGGGGUUCCGCAGGGAGUGGUGGAGCGGGCGUGGGCGGCCUCGAGGGGGUUCUUCGCGCUGCCGCUGGAGGAGCGGCGCCGGGUGCGGCGCGACGAGGCCAAUCCGGUCGGGUACUACGAGGCGGAGAACACCAAGAACGUGCGCGACUGGAAGGAGGUGUUCGACUUGAUCGUCCACGAGCCGACCAUCAUCCCCUCUCUGACGGCGGACGGCGGAGAUGCCGAUGGGCUGAUCGAGCUGCGCAACCAGUGGCCCCAAUCGCCUCUUGGAUGCAGAGGAGCGCUGACAGAGUACGCCCAGGCCACAGAGGCGCUAGCUUUCAAGCUCUUGGAACUGAUCGCCCUCACCUUGAACCUGCCGGCCAAGAGGUUGAAUGACUUCUUCAGGGACCAGACCAGCUUCAUCAGGCUCAACCACUACCCGCCCUGCCCCUUCCCCGACCUCGCCCUCGGCGUCGGCCGCCACAAGGACAGCGGCGCCCUCACUAUCCUCGCCCAGGAUGAUGUCGGCGGGCUCGACGUCAGGAGACAGUCCGACGGCGAGUGGGUUCGCGUCAAGCCGGUCCCCAAUUCCUUCAUCGUCAACGUCGGCGACCUUGUUCAGGUGUGGAGCAACGACAGGUACGAGAGCGCAGAGCACAGGGUGUCCGUGAACUCGGCGAAAGAGCGAUUCUCCAUGCCGUUCUUCUUCAACCCUGCGCAUCAUGUGAUGGUGAAGCCAUUGGAGGAGCUUCUAGACGAGAAUAAUGUUGGCAAGUAUGAAGAGUUCAACUGGGGCGACUUCUUUAUGACAAGGAAGAAGAGUAACUUCAAGAAGUUGGAUGUGGAGAACAUCCAGAUAUAUCACUUCAAGAAGAACAAGUGAUCAUGUAACAUAUCUGUGUUGAAGAGAUCAUGUAACAUGAAAUAAAAUGGUGUUUGAUGGUGUGGAA
Messenger RNA from Zingiber officinale, 1187 nucleotides. Its product is annotated as feruloyl CoA ortho-hydroxylase 2-like. The coding region runs from base 59 to 1120 and encodes 353 amino acids. The record is from RefSeq and is a predicted model, not a curated record. The transcript has a single exon. Gene Ontology annotation, molecular function: dioxygenase activity. NCBI's taxonomy places the organism in Eukaryota, Viridiplantae, Streptophyta, Magnoliopsida, Zingiberales, Zingiberaceae.